Molecule: messenger RNA, 1021 nt
Organism: Phyllopteryx taeniolatus (common seadragon)
Lineage: Eukaryota; Metazoa; Chordata; Actinopteri; Syngnathiformes; Syngnathidae
Gene: qdpra
Product: quinoid dihydropteridine reductase a
Exons: 7
Coding region: 58-768 (236 amino acids)
Biological process (GO): tetrahydrobiopterin biosynthetic process; L-phenylalanine catabolic process
Cellular component (GO): cytoplasm
Molecular function (GO): 6,7-dihydropteridine reductase activity; NADH binding; NADPH binding
Source: RefSeq, a predicted model, not a curated record
GCCUGUUAUCUGCCUCUGCCUCUGCCUCUGCCUCGGCUCACUCCACCCGGCAGAAGCAUGGCUGCUAACAAAGUGAUAGUUUACGGCGGAAGAGGCGCGCUGGGCUCCAAGUGUGUGCAGCAUUUCAAAUCCAAAGGAUGGUGGGUGGCCAAUAUCGACAUGAGUGCUAAUGAGGAGGCUAACGAGAACGUGAUUGUCAAGUUGACUGACUCCUUCUGCGAGCAGGCGGGCCAGGUCACAGCAGAUGUCUCCCAGCUGCUCGGCGAGCAGAAGGUGGACGCCAUUUUGUGCGUGGCUGGCGGAUGGGCGGGAGGAAACUGCAUUUCCAAAGACUUGUACAAGAACACGGAUCUGAUGUGGAAACAAAGCGUGUGGACUUCCACCAUCUCCAGCCACCUGGCAGCUGUGCACCUGAAACCGGGAGGUCUGUUGACUUUGGCUGGGGCCAAAGCCGCUCUGUCGGGGACCGGAGGCAUGAUUGGCUACGGGAUGUCUAAGGCCGCUGUGCACCACCUAUGUCAGAGUCUGGCCGUCAAAAACAGCGGGAUGCCUUCAGGGGCCGCUGCGGUGGCCAUCUUGCCGGUUACCUUGGAUACACCCAUGAACAGGAAGUUCAUGCCGGACGCUGAUUUUGGCACGUGGACACCUCUGGAGUAUGUUGCAGAAAUGUUCCUCAAGUGGGCCAUGGGCGUCGACAGGCCAGCGUCGGGCAGCCUGAUGCAGCUGGUCACCUCUGGUGGGGAAACUCAGGCCGUGGCAGCGCCCUAGAGGACAGACGGAAGGACGGACGGAUGGGGAUGUGGCGAGAAGAUAACGAUGGAGAAGCAAUAGAAGGCUCACAGGGUCAUGGAGUUUGAAGGCAAGCUAGGAGAGAAAAAAAAAAAAAAAGGUAACCGGUUCAGUGUCACAUGAAGGACAACAGCGUUAUCUAGCUGUGGAUGUCUGUAUUGCUGUUACGGCAUUGGAUGCUCCUCAACAACAUGAUUACAAAAUAUAAUAAAAGGACCAAUAUGAUGUUCAA